AUGUCACAGAAACCACUGUCUGCAUACCGACUAGAGAAACCAGUGUCUGCAAAUCGAUUAGAGGUCACAGAAACCACUGUCUGCGAAAUCGAACCAGAGGUCACCAGAAAAGGACUGUCUGCAAAUCGACUAGAGGUCACAGAAACCACGGCCUGCAAAUCGACUAGGAGGUCACAGAAACCACUGUCUGCAAAUCGACUAGAGAAGUCACAUGAAACCACUGUCUGCAAAUCGACUAGAGGUCAGAGUAAACCACUGUCUGCAUAUCGACUAGAGGUCAGAGGAAACCACUGUCUGCAAUUCGACAAGUGGUCACAGAAACCACUGUCUGCAAAUCGACUAGACGUCACAGAAACCACUAGGUUACAGGAGACAACUGUCUGCAAAUCGACUAGAGGUUACAGAAAGCACUGUCUCCAAAUCGACUUGAGGUCACAGAAACCACUGUCUGCAAAUCGACUAGAGGUCACAGAAACCACUGUCUGCAAAUCGACUAGAGGUCACAGGAAACCACUGUCUGCAAAUCGACAAGUGGUCACAGAAACCACUGUCUGCAAAACGACUAGACGUCACAGAAACCAAUGUCUAAAUCGACUAGAGGUCACAGAAACCACUGUCUGCAUAUCGACUAGAGAAGAUUUUACCACGAUUUUUCUGUUUCUAUUCAAUGGAUAUCUAUCUAUCUAUCUAUCUAUCUAUCUAUCUAUCUAUCUAUCUACAGAAGUCUUGUUCAUAUCUAUCUAUUUCAGUCUGUUCCCUAUCUAUCUAUGA
Acanthosepion pharaonis is the source of this 771-nucleotide messenger RNA. NCBI's taxonomy places the organism in Eukaryota, Metazoa, Mollusca, Cephalopoda, Sepiida, Sepiidae. The record is from the annotation of a GenBank genome assembly.